AUGGUUUCAGGGUCUGGGAGCAACACCAAAUUGCUUUUAAAUCUCCAGCAGCAGAUGAACCCCGCCCAUUCUGGCUCUCACUGAAGUGGAGCCAGCAUCACAGAUCCUCAGCGUCAGAUCAGGCCAAUAUAAAAAGACGUACUCUCCACUUCAGCCACAACAGACGACAAGAUCUCCCUGAGCCUAUCGACAAUGUAAGUCUGUUUUAUGAAAUGUCUUCCAAGGGACUUGACUGCAAGUUUUUUAUCCUAAAAUGUUGGUGGAUGAAGAAUUCUUUUUUUAAAGAAUAGAUCCAUUUUUAAAACCAUCUAAUGUGGGAAACUGGGAAUAAAUCAAAGUUCCUUUUAUUCUUUAAUUUUUUUUUUUUAAAUCUUUUUAACUUAAAGAAACAUUUCUCAUGAUUUUUUUCGGUUGGUGUCUAUUUUCUCACUGACAAAGAGGAAAGAAGCAACACAAUCUUUCAGUGAACAAAAUGAAAAGACUAAAUUCUCUGAUGCCGUGUUCUUGAAUGGAUGAUAUUAAUAGACUGCUGGCAAAUCCAACGCUCCUAAAAGAGCACUGUUCAGACAGUCUCAUCGACACCACAGCUCAUCCUGAUGGGUUGUCUUAACUUCACCAGCGGAAAUGAGACUUUGCCUGGCAGGCACCCUUAUACAGUGCAGACCUCUGUGCCUUUAACGAUACUGGUGGGUAUCCUCAUUCUGCUGACUGUGUUUGGCAAUGUCAUGGUAGUUAUUGCUGUGAUCACAAGCCGAGCCCUGAGAGCACCUCAGAACUUGUUUUUAGUCUCUCUGGCAUGUGCAGAUAUUUUGGUUGCCACCUUAGUGAUGCCAUUCUCUUUAGCAAAUGAACUGAUGGGUUACUGGUACUUUGGUAAAGUGUGGUGUGAAAUCUACCUGGCUUUGGAUGUGCUCUUCUGCACCUCAUCCAUCGUUCACCUGUGUGCAAUCAGUUUGGACAGAUACUGGUCCGUCUCUCAAGCGAUCGAGUACAACCAGAGGAGGACACCGGGCAGGAUUAAAUGUACAGUCUUUAUAGUUUGGGUGCUGGCGGCGAUCAUUUCAUUCCCUCCGCUUAUCACAAUGAAAAAGGAUGAGGGUAAAAAAGACAGCCCUGAAUGUAAAAUUAAUGAGGAGAAAUGGUACAUCAUAUUUUCCAGCACUGCCUCUUUUUUUGCACCCUGCCUCAUCAUGAUUAUGGUGUAUGUUAGAAUAUACCAAAUUGCCAAGAAAAGAACAAGAGCCCUGCCAGGUGAAAGGCAGAAAGAAUAUGGCAAUCCAGAAGGCACCAUGUGUGGUUUGGACGCCCUGGGGAGAAAAGACAGAGAAGGGGGUGAGGUGGAAGCGGGGGACGGUAGAGAGAUCAACGGGCUAGACGUGGAGGAAGAACCCUCCUCGUCUGAUGGGAAUGAAACCAUCCUAUGUUCCCUGAAGAAGAAGAGGGGCAUGAGAAUAACCAAAGUGGCUCAGGUAAAGCCUAGAGAAACCUUUCCAAAGCCAGAGGUGCAGCCCUGUGGGAGAGCAAGCAAGUGGAAAGGAAGGCAGUACAGAGAGAAGCGCUUCACAUUUGUUCUGGCUGUGGUCAUGGGAGUGUUUGUUCUCUGCUGGUUCCCCUUUUUCUUCACAUACACGCUCACCGCUGUGUGUGACACCUGCUGUGUCCCAGAGAUAUUGUUCAAAAUGUUUUUCUGGUUUGGUUACUGCAAUAGCUCACUAAACCCUGUUAUAUACACUAUAUUCAACAACGACUUCAGGAGGUCUUUUAAAAAGAUCCUUUGUACAAGAGACAGAAGAGGUUUAUAAAUGAGAUUUUUAUGCAUGCAUUUCAAAAACAGCAUUUUUGGUCAUCUAUAUUCAGGCUCUUAUCUGUGUAAAUAUUAGAUUAAAAAUAGAUUUAUUGAAUAUUUAAAAAAUGUGAAAUGUAGCAUGUUUUGCUUUUGUGUUUUAACAUUUUGUUUAUUUCAAAUCAGUACAUGUUUGUAAUAUUAAAUCAUGCAAACAUAUUUUAAUGUGCAAUGUUUGUUUGACAGCUAGUAUCACACUGUGGCUACCUGAGAGUUUACAUUGUACAAUUGUGACAACAUGAAUGAUACAUUUUCAACAUGUAUGUGUUGAUUUGUAACCGUAUUUAAGUCAGUCAACUAUAAAAUGUCAUCUCUCAUGGCUUGGGUACUCAUGCUUUAAAGGCUGACUGGCAGUGUGCUUUAGACAGAAAAGAGGAAGAUUAGUGUUGCACAUUAAUUCUGAAAGAAAACUGGGACAGUGAAAAUAAUGUUUGUAUUGUAAUAAAGCAGACCUCUAGGGCUCACACAUCACAGUACAUGAUGCAAACUUAAUUUAUCAACUUUUCAAAUUGACAGACCAUGGUAGCGCAAGAAAUGUUUUACUUGUAUUUGUUGUGCAAUAUGCUUCAUAUACUGCAAUCCACUGAAAUGUCAAUAGUUUGGAAACAAACAUGGUCAAUAAUUUCAUUAUGACUGAAAACUGAAUCAUGUGCUCAUGACAGCAAUUAUUCUGCAAGAUAAUAUAUAAAUGCCAAAAUGACGCACAUUAUUUGGAAAGUAUGCCUCUGUCUCCGUCAUUGACCAUAAUCAUGAAAGAAGACAGAUUUAAAAAAAAGCAGAAAAUUGUAAAUGCUACAGUAUUGCAAAAAAAGAAGAAGCAAAAAAACCUAUUCAUCUUUGUAUCAUUGUACAAACAAUAGCAAAAGGGACAUAAAAGCAAAUUGUACCCUAAAAUAUUUCUCCUCAUACCACCAACAAUCGCCUUCAUUCAUAAGAAGCACGAGAACACGACAAUUAUGUCAAAAGAAAAUUACGCCUAGGAGGUACGGGCGGCACUACAAUAUUGAAUGGAGUUUAUCAUGAAUUAUAGUCCUUCAUAUCAGGGUAUCAUUAAAUCAUCCCCUGGAGUCAAACAAAAACCAUGCAGGGAUAGAAAUAUGAGUGUGCUGCUGUGUGAAGUUAAUAUCCACACAAGCUUAUCAAUGUGGUGUAAUCCUAGGUCUGAUAUCAGCACUCCCCCGUCUCUUCUCCUUUUUUAGCACAUUGUUAAAAGCAGUAUAACUUUUCUUUACAUCAACUUUUCUUUAACAACAUUUUAGAGUCUGUGAACCUGGAAUAAAGUAAACGCACCAUCCAUAAUUGCUUCAACUUAGCAAACAUUUCCACCAACCACCUCUCAUACAUACAGUAAAUAACAGAGUGAUUCCCAUGACUUGCUCUCUGGGACUAUGGUGUUUUGAGAUUCCUGUGGUACACUUGUUUGGGUUCAACCAUGUCUCAGAAUCUUAAAAUACAACAUAUUUUACUUACCACAAACGGUAAACUAUAGACCAACUAUAGUGCUGAUAGAGUUCCCACGAACAAUCUGACACAAGAAAUAAAAACAUUGGUACUUGAGGCUUUGUGGCAAUGAGAAUUUAUCAAAGAUAAAUCUAUUUCUGCAAGGUUGUUUAAUCAUUACGAGGCUUUGUUAGGACUGAGGGUGACAGUUGGUUUCAAUAUGUUUAUUCAGGAAAAAGCCCUGCCAUAACAGCAGAAGAGGCAUUAUUAGCAUUAUUAUAGCCUAGU
Molecule: messenger RNA, 3571 nt
Organism: Perca fluviatilis (European perch)
Lineage: Eukaryota; Metazoa; Chordata; Actinopteri; Perciformes; Percidae
Product: alpha-2A adrenergic receptor-like
Exons: 1
Coding region: 597-1802 (401 amino acids)
Biological process (GO): adenylate cyclase-activating adrenergic receptor signaling pathway
Cellular component (GO): membrane
Molecular function (GO): adrenergic receptor activity
Source: RefSeq, a predicted model, not a curated record